Lymnaea stagnalis (great pond snail) is the source of this 6586-nucleotide messenger RNA. The record is from the annotation of a GenBank genome assembly. Lineage: Eukaryota; Metazoa; Mollusca; Gastropoda; Lymnaeidae.
ACUCAAGACGUCAUGCGAAAAUUGAGAUUAAUAUAAUCAGUCAGAACAAACACUACUAACAGUCUUAUCUCAUGAUUAGCUGCUUAUAGAGUUUUAUAUUAUUUUCAUCCGUGUAAACUUUGAAACCUUUAUUUCAAACUUCUAUCAAGUGAUCGAUAAUUUUAUUUACCGUCAAUACAUUUUUUAAACAUGCUGUUCCUUAAAAAUAAUUUCGAAAACCACAUUUUUCACAAAGCGGAUUUCCACAACUUAUUUGUAAAUAACGUGUAUAGACGCUACGUGUGUUCAUGUCCUUACUUUAUUUUAAAGCUGAAGCGAUUUAACAACGUUCCGAAUUACAAAGUCUUUACGUACUUGAAUCGCAAAAAUCAAUUUCACAAUCACCUUGUGUACAAAAAAAAAAUAUUUUUAAAAAGUAUACAUUUUUUUACGAUCACAAUUAUUUUUCAACUUGAAAUGUCACCCACAUUUCAAAAGACACUUGAAAUCUGUGGUUAAUCUUAUGUCACGGAAUGUAAAAUAAAGUCAUACAAUUUGAUUUUUAAAAAUUCGCCCCCCCCCCCUCCCACUUUUUCCUUUAAAAAAAAAAAAAAAAUAUUUACAAUUAUUGCUUCUUGAUGGCUUCAUUCUAAUGCAAGGACGAUUUGUGCAGAACAAAACCAGCUCGAUAUUUUAUUAAAGCUAAUCACUCUUGACAGGAUCAACAACGUUUCAAUCCCCAUUAAGUUUAAUACCUGAGUUUCCGUUAGAGCUUAGACUAUCCUUUAAGUCUUGUCCGAUCUUGUUCCUUGCAGAAUUUCAACAGUUCUCAAACACCGUAAAAGGAAAAUACCCGCAUACUCUUACUAUCAAAAUGGCCGAACUCCAGAGAUUGUUGCACACAGAGGUCUUCACCUUUGAGCCACUGAAGGUAUGUGAGUGUGUCACCGUCUUCGUUCAAGCACGCUGCCUUGUGUCACCCUGUCCUGUCAAAUGUCUUCCUGUCCUGUCAAAUGUCUUCCUGUCAUGUCAAAUGUCUUCCUGUCAUGGCAAAUGUCACACUGUCCUGUCAAAUGUCUUCCUGUCAUGGCAAAUGUCGUCACGUCGAGUGUCAUAUUCUCAUACGCUGCAAGGCUCCCAAAAGUUUUCCGUUUUGAAGUUGUGCAUGUGUUGCAUUUUAAAGACAUAGAUUUUAUUUGAAAAGAUUAGUAAGAAUGCUUCUGCUGUUCACUGUGCUGUUCACUGUGCUGUUCACUGUGCUGUUCACUGUGCUGUUCACUGUGCUGUUCACUGUGCUGUUCUCUGUGCUGUUCACUGUGCUGUUCACUGUGCUGUUCACUGUGCUAUUCAUUGAUCUGUUCACUGUGCUGUUCACUGUGCACACAUUGACCCUUUAGUUGAAAAACACAUCUUAUGAGAUGACACCUUAAAGAAAUGGUCAUGUGCUAUAUCAAAUCUAAAAAUCCCCCCGCCCCACCCCCAACCUUUUUUUUAUGACUUCAUAAAGUCAAUGCAUGUUUAUAACUUAACUCUGGGUGUUCAAAGAUUAUUUUUUUUCAUGCGUUCCAGGCUUUACUGUCCGGCGUUGAGCCGUCGACCUCUUCCACAACAACCGUUGGAAACCUAAACGGAAACACAGGUACGUGCAGGUCACGUGGGUCUAAACGAUUUAUGACGGAUUUUUUUUCUCAAAAAAAAACAAAAAACAACUGUGGAUAAUAACUAUUAAAAAUUUACUAUGAAAAGUGCAACAUACCUACCUGCAUUAAAUGAUUACUAUACAGUAUACAGAUUUGAGUAUUACAUAUUAUGUAGAGGCAGAACCAACCCAAAUUUUAAAGCCAUGUUUUUCGGGAUUAAACAUCUUCCCUACUUUGGUGUCGGGGAUUAAGGGCACUGGGGAAUGUGAUUUCAUAUCAGGCGUUAGAUUACACAAGAAUUCCCACAAGUAACUUGUACUUAUGUCUCAUGCUCAUUUCAGGCACACAACCCGUGAACGCCAACGUCGCCCAACCCCUGCUCAACCUGAACAGAUCCUCCCCCGGAUUUAACGCCAACCUGAACACGACCAACCUGAACACGACCGCCACCAUCACCAUCGACAACCAGGGACACGCCAACCUCAACACCAACGUGUCCGCCACUGUGACCCGGGGCCCCACCAAGCAAGAGGUCAGUACCGUACACAUUAUUCUAGGGUUUGCAGGGGGGGGAGAGGGGGGUGAGACUAAUUAUAGACUGAACUACAUAUUUUGGUGAUAGUUAUUUUGUGGUAACCCUUUGGUUAAAGCUUGUUAUGAUAUUAUGCAAAUGCAAGCAUGAUUGCAAUCAAUAAAAAUCAAUGAUGACCACUCAUUGUAUUGAAACAUUUUCCAAUAUUAUAAUUAUAGUUACAAGAAGUUAAUAUACAUAUUUUUUUAGUCUAUUGCAAUAUUCUGGUAUAAAAAAACAACAAAUAAUUUGAUCUUAAUUGUAGAUAUACUUUAUAUAACAUAAACUCGAACAAAACCGAGUGGACUAACACAUUACAUAUCAAAGCCCAUUUGAAACCAAUGCUUAUCACAAACAUAUGAGAACUAUCUAUAGUUCAUAUCCUGUAUUUUCGAUUUAUUUUCUUUCGCGGGAGGGUGGGGGACUCAAAUACAAUUCCACCCCCCGCCCCCCAACCCAGGGCUAUAUAAACUAUGUAGACACAGCUGAUCCUAUUUAUAAAAUAAUAACUACGACCGUUUGUAGCGCCACCUGUGACCUUUGUUGACCUCUUGUUUCAGAUUGAUUUAAACCAGGCGAGGCCGUCUCCACAGCAGGCAACAGCUGACAGCAACGCUAAUCUCACCGACGUGGCUCACCUUCUUGAUGUGGUAAGUUCGUUUAACUACCCUUCACCGUGAAUGGACUGUUGCAUAAAACGCUAAAGACUCUUCCUUAAUGGACUAUACACCCCCCCCCCCAAAUCUCUCCCAUAAACGACAUUAGAGUGUUCCACACUAUGGGCAGUCCACAAUAAAAAAACGAUGUGAACAAAUUUCCUAUUUAACAUUCAGCGAAGAAAAGUAGAGUUAGAAACUAGUCAUACAUUGACAUAUUAUGAAUGUGUGGUUGAUGUUUGAUGUUGAUUGAUGCAUGGUGGUUGUUGUUGUAUGGGGGUUGAAUAAUCUUGAUUGAUGUGGAUGAGAGAGUGAAAGGCCGAUUCCCCCCCUCCCCCACCCUACUGAUACCCAAACUAACCCUUCUCUCCCCCCCCUCUCCACAGGUGCACGAGGCGCCAUCAGAUGGUCAGAAAGACCUGAUCAACCAAGUGACAGACACUGUUGUCGACGCCCACCUGGCCACCACCGUCAACACACAGGCCAACAUCUUGGAGGCCAACGAGAGAAUCGACAAAGAGAAAGACGCCCCUGAGCAGGUCAGUUCUCGCGCCACAAACGCUUGUAUAAAUAGAAUGAUGACGUGACAACCUAUCCCCAUGUGAUUAACAUAACAUUUUUUCUUAAGCUUUGAAUAUAGAAUAAAUUAAAAAUCAGGCUUACAUUAUAUGCAAGGGUGGGGUUACUGUUCUUAAUGCCACAUUUUGUUCAUUUUCUUACAAUAUGUGAACAUAUAAAUAUAUAUAUUAACAUAUGUAUAUAUAGAGAGAAAGAGAUAGAUGUUACAAUUUUUGAAUUGUUACUUAUUAAAACUAUUCAUUAGUCCAGUCCCCCCCCCCCCGGGGCCAAAUUUAAAAUUGAUAUGCUUGUUAAUAUAUAUAUUAAAAUAUGUAUAUAUAGAGAGAAAGAGAUAGAUGUUACAAUUUUUGAAUUGUUACUUAUUAAAACUAUUCAUUAGUCCAGUCCCCCCCCCCCGGGGUCAAAUUUAUAAUUGUUAUGCUUGUGGUUCCAAGAAAAUCUCUCAAGUGUAAAGCUUCACUUCUUUUCAACUGUCCCAUCUCGCUUCUUUCCAGCUUGACAACGCCAGCCCGUCUGUCCUCUGGCAACAGUUCACAUCUGCCAUGCUGCCCGAGCUGACCAAAGUGGUCAACUUCACCAAGAAGCUCCCCGGGUUCUCCGAGCUGAACGCCGAGGACCAGGUCCAGCUGAUCAAGCAGGGUAGCUUCGAGGUCAUGGUGGCCCGCAUCUCACUGCUCAUCGACGAGAUCAACCAGGAGAUGCUGGACCCCCAGCUCAAGCUCAAGUGUUCGAGGUGAGCAUCAUCGGAAUGUGUGUGUGUGUGUGUGGAGGGGCGUGGUGUCUCUGUAUGUUAGUGAAGUUGGCAUCGGAGCGCGAAAAAGAAGCUAAUUAGUUUGAAGAUGCUUGGAGCUCCUGACUCCAAUCUUUAAGGAGUGCAUGAAGCUUACAGUCGAAAUUAUUACAACUAAUCAAACUCAGAUUACAGCCAGCGUCAGUAUAUCGCAAGAGCUAUGUCUCUAAUUCAUGACUCUUUCUACGCCCACAGAAAUAUCGUCCGCGAGAUGCCUAUGGGUCCACUCAUUGACCAGAUGUUUGAGGUGGCCGAGCAGUUGAACCCCAUGCGUCUGACAGAUGGCGAGAUCGGUCUGUUCACGGCGGCGCUAAUUAUAACACCCGGUAGGUACCUCAUCUCUGGACACAUCAGUCACGCCCCCCCCCCCGGUUUUUUGUGUUCCCCAUUAGUGCUUUAGCUCUUGGGUGAAAGGCGUUACCGUAUGUCCUCAGUUAUUUAAUUGUCGCUCAUACAGAUUUUAAUUUGAAACAACUUUUAGGUCAGAGCCAGCUUUAUAACUUUUACCCUUUUAAAAGGGUGUGGUUUCAUAUGAUUAUAAUGUUCAGCAUUUUAGUUUAAGACAACAUACGAUGAGAAUAUAUUGCCGCAUUUCUUAGCACAGAUUUAGUCAGUCAUCUAAAUGGCUUGCGCUAGAUCUGUAACUGGAUCAUCUCUGAACAGACAUUAACCAGUUUCGUCAUUCAUGUUUCCUUGCAGAACGAUCAGGGCUUAAGAACACCACCGCCGUCCGAACGAUCCAUCGUCUGUUCCUUCAAGCCCUCUACUGCAGCUUGAAGCAGACUCAUGCUGGUGAGUACCCAUAACAAGUCGGGAGAUGACUCUCGCCGCACUUCUCUGCACUUUCUCUCCUCUCUUUCUCUUAUUUCUCUCCUCUAUUUCUUUUAUUUCUCUCCUCUCUUUCUCUUGUUUCUCUCAUAUCUUUCUUUAAUUUUUCUCCUCUCUACCCCAAAUUAUAUGUUCUCGUAUCUUUUUCUCCACUACAUACUAAUUUAACCCCCCACCCCCCAUCCACACCGUCUCUCCCACCCAACCCCUUUAACAAACUUUCCCCCUCGUAAAUUCACCAAAAAGCUUUCACUCAUAAUCCUGCAUAAAUCUACACACAAGACAUUCCUCGUCGGCCAGUAUUAUCCAUCUGUCACAUCAGGCUGUCAACAGUAAAUCAUAUUAACAGCUGACAGAAAUCCCUAUUAGAUGUUUUGAAAUGUCGCGUUGGGGGGGGGAGGAUUGGGGGAGAUGUGGUAGGCGGGAUGAAAUCAAUCUCAGCUAAGUGCAAGACGUGGACAGGGAAGACGCGAAAAAAAUGGCGCCCCUAGUAUUUAAUGACCCAAUCGAAGCCAUAAAUCUCGGCUUGGUUUCACUAUUAAUCGUGCUCGUCCCCCCCUUGUCUCCUUCCAGACGCUGACCACACGUUCAGGUCCCUGCUCAGCCUGCUGCCGCUGCUGAAGAACAUCAACGAAUCUCACACGAGAUUUCUCAACAACAUCAAGGCCAAGUCUCCGGCGAUGUUCUCCUCUCAGUUCCCUCAGCUGCACAAAGAAGUUUUUGAUAACUAAAGGAGGAAGGGUAGCCCUCUUUAAGGAGAAACACAGUUCUCUCCCGACACGGAUCCCGUUCUGGUGUUUUCAAAUUUUUUUUUUUUUUAAAUUUAAAAAAAAAAUAUUUUUUUUAAACGAGACAUUAUGGACCAUUUUUAAAACUCCACAUCUGAUGUCCGUGACCCCGAAAAGGCUCUUGGACACGAAACCUGUGCAAUGUUUACAUCAGACGGCAGAGGCCCCUGGUGGGGGUCUAGUGAUAUGGUAAACUGGAUAGUAACCUCGAUUUGAUAUAACAGUGGUUGAGUUCUCAAAUUGACGAUUUAUAGUUAUAUACCCGUAUGUUGCAAAUGUAUUCGCAGAUAUUGACAUAUACAUACUUACACCAACUAGCAUUACUAAUUUAAUGAAUAUACUCUUAUUAUUUUAGGUAGUCGUAAUUAAAACUCGAGGUUCAGUGGUUUCCAAGUUUUAUGUUCCUGUUGCGCCCCAUUUCAAUAUUUAAUUAUCUAGCAUUGUCUCCUAUCUUUUUUUAUGAAUUAUUAUAGAGGCUUGUGAAAGCAUGUAUCAAUAUUAAAACUUUUUGAGCCCCUCUGUCCUCUUUGAAACAGCUUGGAAACCGCUGUCCCGGUUGGCUGAAGUUGACUUUAUUUUCAUUCUGUUUUAAACUCUAGCCAUUUUCUUGUUUCGCCCCAGCCAUGAGCCAAUAUUUGUCUACCAUUAAAUGAUAUGUUUGUCCAUCUGCUUAAAAGCACAGACCUUCAACUUAAUAUACACAAUUAGGGAGAUGGCUACACAAUAAUAAUACAUUGGUCGAAAUUGGGCGGGGG